AUGUCAUCAAGAAAAAGUGAUGUUGGGAUAAUGGAUGGUGAAAAAGAAGAGCUGAUGCAAGUUGUGGAGGAUGUGGAUGCUUUUCUCCUUAUCAUAGGUGCUAAUGGGGGGAAAGAUGUUCCAGAUUGUGUUCGUGUGCUACCCAAAUUGUUUGAGGAUAUGUUGGAUAGCUACAAUUGUGGGAGAACCAAGUUUGGGGAGGAUGCAACAUAUGACAACUCCUUCUUAGAUGUUGUGAAUCGCAUGUACAAGCUCUCAACUAGUUGUAGUUGUAGUAAUACCUUGGACCAAACUAGCUCCGUCUUAGAAAAAGCAAUGUCCCUAUUAGAGAAAGAUCUUUGUUCUCUUUUGGAGGAACCCAAAACACCCAAUAAAUCAUUCUCUUUUGGUUCCCGUUCUGAUCUAAGCGUCAUUUUUGAGAUUGACUCUCCUGAGCCACCACAACAUGAACAAGAUCACUAUCAUCAAGACUUCCUUACUCAUUUAUCUACACAUAAGAUUUCCAUUUUGAACAAGAUUGCCACUACAAUGAUUGUUGUUGGCUAUGAAACAGAGUGUUGCAUUGCUUUCGCCAAUUUCAGGCGAAGUGCUUUCAAGACUGCUUUACAAAGACUUGGAUACAGGAGCAUGAGAAUGGAAGAUGUGUGCAAAAUGUCAUGGGAAACACUAGAAAGAGAAAUUACAACAUGGAAUCAAGUGGUUCGACAUUGCACCACCAUGCUUUUCAACGCUGAACGAAGACUUUAUGACUCCAUCUUCCCCAAUCAACCCUUUAUAUCACAGAGCUUAUUUAUUGAUCUUGCACGACAUGUCAUCAUUCAUUUACUCAACUUUGCACAAGGCGUCGUUCUAACGAAAUGGUCGACAGAAAAACUAUUCAAAUUCCUAGAUAUGUACGAGACCUUGAGAGAAGACAUUAUUGGGGAUUCUUGUCUAGAGCCGGGUGCAAGUGAGGUAGCAUAUGAGAUAGUCAUUGCAAAAGAUAGGGUAAUAAAGGCUAUUGUGGCCAUGUUUUGUGAUUUGAAAAACUCCAUAAAAAAUGAUAAUGAAAGGAUUCCUGUCCCUAAUGGUGCAGUUCACCCUUUGACUCGUUAUGUUAUGAACUAUCUUAAAUAUGCAUGUGAGUACAAAGAUACAUUGGAGCAAGUGUUUGAACAAGGCCAAAGUGUAAACUUUACAAGGAUUGAUAUUUAUAAUGAUAAAUCCAUCGAAGAAGUGGAAGAUGUAGGGACACCUAAGGAUUCACCUUUUGCAAUUCAAUUGAUGUCCAUCAUGGACCUUUUGGAUGCAAAUGUGGAAAGGAAGUCAAAUUUGUAUAGGGAUCUUGCUUUGCGCUACAUUUUUCUAAUGAACAAUGGGAGAUACAUAGUGCAGAAAGUCAAAGGAUGUAGUGAGCUGCAUGAUAUGAUGGGUGACAAUUGGUGUAGAAAGAGGCAAUCGGGUUUAAGGUUGUACCAUAAGUGUUAUCAGAGGGAAACUUGGAGUAAGGUGUUGCAAUGCCUUAAGCCAGAGGGCUUGCUGGGGACUGGGAACAAAGUGUCCAAACAACUUGUGAAGGAAAGGUUUAAGUGUUUCAAUAGCAUGUUUGAAGAGAUACAUAAGACCCAAAGUACUUGGAUGGUGGUUGAUGAGCAACUUCAGUCUGAACUCAGGGUUUCAAUAUCAUCUUUGGUGAUUCCAGCUUACCGGUCCUUUGUUGGAAGAUUCAAACAACAUCUAGAAUCAAGUAGACAUAUUGACAAGUAUAUCAAAUAUCACCCCGAAGAUAUUGAGCUUUUGGUUGAUGAUUUUUUUGAUGGUAAUGUUGUGUCCAUGACUCGAAAGAGGACGUGA
Cajanus cajan (pigeon pea) is the source of this 1833-nucleotide messenger RNA. RefSeq names its product exocyst complex component EXO70C1. Gene Ontology annotation, molecular function: phosphatidylinositol-4,5-bisphosphate binding. Gene Ontology annotation, cellular component: exocyst. Gene Ontology annotation, biological process: exocytosis. NCBI's taxonomy places the organism in Eukaryota, Viridiplantae, Streptophyta, Magnoliopsida, Fabales, Fabaceae. The record is from RefSeq and is a predicted model, not a curated record.